Molecule: messenger RNA, 1485 nt
Organism: Cuscuta campestris
Lineage: Eukaryota; Viridiplantae; Streptophyta; Magnoliopsida; Solanales; Convolvulaceae
Source: the annotation of a GenBank genome assembly
CACAUUCUCACAUUAUGGAAGGAACUUCUCGAACACUUCCUUACACCAUAAGAUUCGUUGGUCUACUUGGCAGUCAUUCUCUUGGUAGAAAUCCAAAGUUUAUGGCUACUGCGGUAGAUUUAGGAAGGGAAUUGUUAAGACGAAGAAUUAGUCUUGCUUAUGGAGGAGGCAAUGUUGGCCUACAAGGAGCUGUUGCUUCAACAGUCUUUACCAAUAGUGGUCUCGUUAGAGGUUUCAUUCGUGGGUACAUAGCAACACGACGGGUCUAUGGACCUACGUACGGUGUAGAGCACACAGUUUCCAGCAAUUACUACAAAUAUUUUGAGAUGAAUCAUGCCGUGGAAGCUUUCAUUGUUCUUCCUGGAGGAGUUGACACUAUGGAAGGUUUAGGUGAAGGGCAAUCCACCACGAGGCCUCUAUUGUUUGACGAAACAAACUACACCUAUUGGAAGGAGGGGAUGAGGAUUUACAUCCAAUCCACAAACUUUCUCCUUUGGAGAAUUAUCAAAAAUGGUGAGGACGUGCCAAUGAAGAAGGUCGAGGAAACCAACGUCCCUAAGACCGAGGAUGAAUAUGAUGCACAAGACAUCAAGAAAGUGGAAAACAAUGCCAAGGCCAUCAACAUCAUCUAUUGUGCCGUUAACCCGGAUGACUACCGGAAGAUUUCUUAUUGCACCACCGCAAAGGAAAUGUGGGACAAACUAGAAAUCACCUACGAAGGUACGGAUCAAGUCCGAGAAGCUAAAAUUGAUUUUCUAACCCAUGAAUAUGAAUUGUUUCGUAUGAAGGAAAACGAGAAAACCGAUGAGAUGUUUGAACGAUUCUCCAAAAUCGUCAAUGAUCUUCAUGCUCUCAAGAAGACGUACACGGACAAGGAGCUUGUGAGAAAAAUCCUACGAAGUCUCACACCAGAGUGGCGCUCCAAAGUCGAUGCCAUUCAAGAGUCCAUCGGCAUCACCAACGUCACCAUUGACGGACUUAGAGGUAACCUCAAAACCUAUGAGUCCACCAUUCUAUUCCCUUCUUUAGGUGAACAAAAGAAGAAGGGGAUUGCACUCAAGGUUACCUCAAGCCAAGAACCCGCCAUGGAGGAAUCAAGCGAUGAGGACAACGAGUUCGGGCUCGUCAUCAAAAAGUUCCACAAGUUCAUGCGAAAAGAGUAUGAACGAAAGGGCAAAAAGCAUGGAGGACCACCCAAGUGCUAUGGGUGUGGAGAAGUUGGGCACAUCAAGCCAAAAUGCCCAAAUGCCAAAAACGAGAAGGAGAAGAAACCGUUCAAGAAGCACCGAGCUUACAUUUCAUGGGGAGUAAUUUAAAAUAAUGCGGAAGCCUUUUUAAAGUCAAACAACUUGGGAUCUUGCCCGAAAACGUAAUAAGCAUUAAAGUUAAUUAAAUAAAGCAUAAUCAACAGAUUAAAGAGACAGCCACGCCAUCGUACAUCUCCUCCUUAAUGCCCUCUGGGAUCGGCUCUAGGUUCAUCUGUCU